Scatophagus argus is the source of this 1710-nucleotide messenger RNA. RefSeq names its product MOB kinase activator 2. NCBI's taxonomy places the organism in Eukaryota, Metazoa, Chordata, Actinopteri, Scatophagidae. Gene Ontology annotation, cellular component: nucleus; cytoplasm. Gene Ontology annotation, molecular function: protein kinase activator activity. The transcript has 5 exons. Bases 361 to 1044 code for a protein of 227 amino acids. Gene Ontology annotation, biological process: signal transduction; positive regulation of protein phosphorylation. The record is from RefSeq and is a predicted model, not a curated record.
AGGAGGAGCCUGCGGGGUGUGGGACUCCAGACAAAGGAGACAUAUACACACUGACACUGGGUCACUGCGAGGAAAGGCACAAGCAGGCAGCUGGACGGCUUCACUUUUCUUUACGGGAGACGAUAUCCCAUCUCCCAGGCUACUUUUUACUCACUUAUUUAUUUGUUUGUUUUGUCGGAAAACUUUGACCUCAUGUGUUUGUCAGCUGUAUGGAUUGUUCAGCGAGCCGAGGGAUGAUUGCGUCGGAGCAGCGGCUGCCGUACGCUGCCUGCGGUGUGUGGAAGAGUGCGCAUUAGUACGUUUGGGAUGGAAAAGUGGGGCUGGCACGAUCCGACAGCUCUCUGCUCUUAGCUUGACGCCAUGGGGGGCUGCCAUAGUUACCCCUCGGCUACGAAGGCAGACAACAAGACUCUUCAGCCCUCUGACCUCGGCAGUGACAAACCGGGAAUUAAUAACAAUAAUCUGGAGGAGCGUCCAUAUCUGCAGCAGCAGUAUGUGUGCCAGCGCGUCACGCACACGGACGUGUUUGCCCUCACAGCGCUGCCGCCUGGCGUCGACAAGGCAGAGUGGCUGGCCAGCAACACGGUGGCGUUUUUCAAGAAUAUAAACCUGUUCUCCAGCGCACUUUCUGAGUUCUGCACUCCCAGCACCUGCCCAACCGCCUGUGGACCGGGCAACACGGUUUAUGUUUGGACUGAUGACCACGGCAGGAAGCUGAAGUGCUCUGCCCCGCUUUACUUUGACUAUGCCAUGUCAUACAUUCAGGAGCUACUGACUGAUGAAGAUGUGUUCCCCACAAAAGCAGGUUCAGUGUUUCCAACAGGCUUCGUCUUUCUCGUCCAGAAGGUGUUUUUGCUGUUUUUCAGGACUCUGGCUCACAUUUAUUGGUCUCACUAUAGAGAGACGCUCGCCUUGGGCCUGCAGCCACACCUCAAUACCCUCUUCACACACCUCACGCUGUUCUGCAGGCAGCACGGCCUGUUGGAGCCAGAGGACACUGAGCCACUGCAGGACCUCAUCGCAGCUCUGGGACAGCAAGGCUGAGCCUGUAGAGCAGACACACACACACACACAUGUUGUGCACUCACAUUUUCGUCACACUUAUUUAAUUGCUAUAUCUGAGUAUAAAGCUUUAAUUGUGUAUGUCACCACUUUGGGCCAAACCUUCACUUACUGAACGUUAUGGUUUUUUUCUGGAAGUUGUAAAAUAUAAAAUACUGUUUAUGAACAGUAUGCAGGAGAAUGAAUGAGUCUGUUGUGCUUUAAAAAGCAGCAAAUCAGACAAGAUCGAGUAUUUGGUUCCUACUGUAUAUGGUUGACUUUUGUUAUUGUGAUACUUAAUAUUGCAUGUUAGUGUAUUUUUAAACAAUGGUGCUUAUAUUAUUAUAUUUUGAUAAGGUCAAAAUCUUCAAGAUAAAUUAUAUCUUCCUUGUAGACUUAAGGCAGUCAUAAAACCUAACUGACCCAGGCGGUUCACCGUUGUUAUAAACAAAAUGUGCCAUCAUGGGUGGCAUGUUGAUGCAAAUGACAUGAGUGCAUCUGCACCGAACUACACAGCUUAUCUCUGCAUCCUUAUGAAUGAUUCUGUAUUCUGUUACGAACAUUUAGCGCAGUUUUAUGUACCUGGUAGAUUUGACAAAUAUAAGAUUUCAUUUUUUUGCUCAGUUAUGUAGAAACAAUCAAAUAAAACCAUUUAAGGUGCAAUUUCAA